AUGGAUGUCUUCUGCAUGAACAAAAAUGUGGUGUUUGAAAUGAGACUUAUUGCAUCUUGCUGUGUUCUUGGAAUGGUUUUCAGUCUCCUACAGUUCACAUUAGACACUUGGGGAACAACAGCCAGGGGUUGGAGAGUGAUUCGAAAAAAUGCAACUGGAGACAUACUUGCAGUGCUUUUAUGUGUCACCAUCAUGGUUGUUUGUUACAUGGUUGUCCUGGAAGUAGAAAAUAAUGAAGCAAAGCCUGGAGAAACAAUCAAGGUUUCAUUGAAUAUUGCCUUUUAUCUUGUUGUUGGAGCUGGUGUUAAUGCAGUGAUAGCCACAACUCUGAACCUAUUGCAAUGCACCUGUGAAAAGAAAGAUUCUGACUCUGACAAUGAACUGGUUAUGGAGUUGAUGUAUGAUGACCUUCCUGUAGAUCUUGAGCUACCCCCUAUGCCCCCUGCCUAUGAUUUGUGAGCUUGUUUUGCUCUUUAUUGAAUGUGGAACUGACAAAGGCUAGGGCUGACAAAAUGAAAUGUUUUGCAUUUAAAUGCUGUUACUUGGAUGAUCAAUUAGAUUGAUUGUUGAGGUUUAGGUCUUAUGUUGUCUUUGCUUAUUUUCAAAAUGCAGCAUGAAAUGACAAAAGCUAUGUGCCAUAUGAAAAAUAUUUGCUAUUUGAAUAAAAUAUGCAAAUCUUCAAGUUGAAAUGUACUCUGUGAGUAUAAAAUGUAGAAAGGAUUGUAUAUAGCAAAAUCAAUACUGGCAAAACAAGAUGGAGCUACUUUCAUGAUUUUGAAUCGAAAAUUCAUAUCUGACAAUGUUGAAUGAAAAGGUUGGCACUUCCCAAAGUCAUCUGUCUGUUUAAUUUAUGUUACUGGUUGUGAUAAAUUGUUGAUAGUUGUAAAUUUUUCAUUAAAUGUGACAUUUUGUAUGUGCUUUUUCAUAUAUUUGAAUGUUUUUUGCACGUUGAUGGUAGUUGAAAAAAUUAAAUAAUACAGGCACUAGCAUUUUGCAGGCAUUUUUAAUAGGAAACUGCUAAGAGCCCUUGCAAUUUCUUUGUUUUGUACCUGGGGACACUUAGUUACCUCAUUGUGCAGGGACACGCUAGGCUAGAUAAUGAUACAAUGCCUUGCUAAAGAGGAGCAUAUUAUGAAAAAGGUACCCAUUUUGAGCCUGUUUGGUAAGUUUGCAACCCAUCUACUGAAAUCCUUAUGGUCUAUAUUGCCCUCUAUCAAAUUUUGAAGGAUUCAAAAAGGCAACUGUCUGAAAUUUUUGAUCAAAAAUCGACCAAGUAUAUACCUAAGCACAUCCCCUUUUGCAUUCUGCCCACUACAGAAUUCCUUAUUGCAACUGUUUUCUUUUGGAACUUGUGAUUUGAUGUUACUGGAAAAUGUCUGCAAUAAGUUGCAGUUUCUACAGAGAGUAGAUUGCAUAAAUUGCCUUUUGCAACAAAGUUAUAAAGUCAAACAAGUGCUAAAUUGAGUGUUUUUCAUAAGUCUUGUACAGAAGCAGCAAGGGAUGGUUUUUACAACCAUUUAUCCAUAUAGGGUACUUCUUUAAUUGGAAGACUUGUGCCUUGGAAGGUGAAGCUUAGCCUGUUUAAAAAAAAUAUUGUAGAAACUGGAUUUCUUUCAAUUUUGACUGUUAAUGUGUGCCUGAAAUUGGCUACAUGUGGGUUUGUUGUUUUCUUGGCUCUUUAUAUCAAAUUGUACAUAGACUUUUCUUAGAAUAUUAAUUCAGCUUUAGCAUUUUGUACUGAAAAUGAUAUAUUAUUAAAAACAGAGUUGGGAAA
Rhopilema esculentum is the source of this 1774-nucleotide messenger RNA. The record is from RefSeq and is a predicted model, not a curated record. Lineage: Eukaryota; Metazoa; Cnidaria; Scyphozoa; Rhizostomeae; Rhizostomatidae.